Messenger RNA from Clonostachys rhizophaga, 561 nucleotides. NCBI's taxonomy places the organism in Eukaryota, Fungi, Ascomycota, Sordariomycetes, Hypocreales, Bionectriaceae. The record is from the annotation of a GenBank genome assembly.
AUGCCUGCGCCGAAGCAACGGAAGGUCGCCAUUGUUGGCAGCCGAGCUGUCGGCAAGUCAUCCCUGGCGGUCCAGUUCGUCGACGGCCACUUUGUCGACAGCUACUAUCCCACCAUUGAGAACACAUUCAGCAAGUCGAUCCGGUACAAGGGCCAGGAAUACUUGACCGAGAUUGUCGACACUGCUGGGCAGGAUGAAUACAGUAUCUUGAAUUCCAAGCACUUUAUUGGCAUUCACGGCUAUAUGCUUGUCUACUCGGUACAAUCGUCGAGUUCGCUCGAGAUGGUCCAGGUCAUUCAUGACAAGAUUCUAAACAACCUUGGCACCCAGACCGUCCCCGUCGUUAUGGUGGGAAACAAGAGCGACUUGCGCCCCGAGCAGCGACAGGUUACCGAGGAGGAAGGCCGCAAGGUCGGUGAGAAGCUGGGGUGCGCCUGGAUCGAGGCCAGCGCCCGGUACGACCAGAAUGUCGCCAAGGCUUUCGAGCUCAUGAUCGGGGAGAUCGAGAAGUCCCAGAACCCAGGAGAGCCGCCGCAGAAGAGCAACUGCUUGUUGAUGUGA